UGCUCUUAGUCUUCUUGUGGUGACAAAGACGACUACUACUUUAUCAUCUUCCUUAAGAGAAAUAUAUCUUCUAAAAAGAGAGAGGCAAACAAAAAGUAACAAAACUGGAAUCAAAUAGUUAUGGUGGUUCUUGUGAACACGCGUUGUCGCUUUGCUCUUCUUCUGCUUGCAGCAUUCUCUUGCUUCUCCUUGAAGCUCUGUUCCGGUGGCGAAGACACAAUCACUUUCUCGGCUCCAGUCAAAGACUCAGAGACACUUCUCAGCAAAAAUGGUGUUUUCAGGUUUGGUUUCUUCACUCCUGUGAACUCCACUGCUGGGUUACGCUAUGUUGGGAUUUGGUACGACAAGAGUCCAGCUCAAACCGUGGUUUGGGUUGCUAAUAAAGACGCUCCGGUUAACGACAUUUCCGGUGUUGUUUCCAUCUCUGAAGAUGGAAAUCUUGUGGUUAAGGAUGGUAGAAACCGCCUUCUAUGGUCUACAAACAUCACAUCAACAAUGGCUCCAAAUGCUACUUUGGUUCAGCUAAUGAAUACUGGGAAUCUUAGGCUACAAGAUAGCAGAAGCAACGGUGAGAUUCUCUGGGAGAGUUUCAAGCAUCCUCACAACUCUCUCUUGCCAGGAAUGACUCUUGGGACCAAGAAUGAGAAUCUGAAGCUUACUUCUUGGAGAAGCUAUGUUGAUCCUUCAACAGGGAACUACACAGCUGGUCUUUCUCCUUUCGCGUAUCCCGAGCUUCUUAUAUGGAAGAACAAUGCUCCAAUCUGGCGUAGCGGACCGUGGAACGGUCAGGUUUUCAUCGGUUUACCGGAUGUGGAUGGGUUUAGCCUUAGCAAUGAUUAUCAAGGAACAGCUUCUUUGUCUUAUGGUAAUGACUCUUUCAUGUUUCACUUGGAUCCUGAUGGAGUCUUGUAUCAGAGAGAGUACUCUCGUGCUUCUACGAGAGGUUUGAACACUGCAACUUGUGAUGCAUACGGUAAAUGUGGUCCAUUUGCGAGCUGCAGUUCUCGUGAACUUCCACCUUGUAACUGCGUUAAAGGGUUUGCGCCGAGGAAUCAAGCAGAGUGGGACGAUGGGAACUGGAGUAAUGGAUGUGUGAGGAUAGUUUCCUUUCGUUGCAAGAAGGAGAACAAUGUAAGUAGUAACAGAGGAAAAGGAGAUGGGUUCUUGAGACUGCAGAAGAUGAAAGUACCAGUCUCCGCGGAACGGUCACUGGCUAAUGAGAAGGAUUGUGCUACACAAUGUUUAGAGAACUGUUCUUGCACAGCUUAUGCUUAUGUUCAAGGAAUAGGAUGCAUGGUUUGGAGUGGUAGCUUAGUUGAUAUGCAAUCCUUUUUGCCAAGUGGCAUUGAUCUUUAUAUUAGGAUUGCACAUUCUGAAAAAAGACAUAACUAUGUAGCAAUUGUGAUAUGCGUUGCGUUUGUUGCUGCUGCCUUUCUUCUUUUAGCAUGCCAAAAAUUCAAAAAGCGUUCAGCAGCACCAGAGAGCCGUAGAAGGCCAGAGCUAAUGUUUAACAGAAUGGAACCAGCUACAAGUGAAAAUGAGUCUCCUUACACGUUCAAGCCUAAUGAGUUUCCACUUUUUGAGUUUCAAGUGUUGGCUAAAGCAACGGAUCACUUCUCUCACAGAAACAAGCUGGGGCAAGGAGGGUUUGGUCCAGUUUACAAGGGGAAGUUACCAGAAGGGCAAGAGAUUGCAGUAAAGAGGCUCUCACGUGCAUCUGGACAAGGGCUAGAGGAACUUAUGAAUGAGGUUGUUGUGAUUUCGAAGCUGCAGCAUAGAAAUUUAGUAAGAGUACUUGGCUGUUGCAUUGAAGGUGAAGAAAGGCUGUUGGUCUAUGAAUACAUGCCUAACAAAAGCUUGGAUGCAUAUCUGUUUGACCCAACUAAGCAAAAGAUUCUUGAUUGGAAGACACGGUUCAACAUCAUGGAAGGAAUUUCCAGAGGUCUUUUGUACCUUCACAGAGAUUCAAGACUUAGGAUCAUACACAGAGAUCUAAAAGCCAGCAACAUUUUGUUAGAUGACAAUCUGAAUCCAAAGAUAUCUGAUUUUGGACUUGCAAGAGUUUUCGAAGCGAAUGAAGAUGCAGCAGAAACAAGAAGAGUUGUUGGGACAUACGGCUAUAUGUCACCGGAAUAUGCAAUGGAAGGUUACUUUUCAGAAAAAUCAGACGUUUUCAGCUUGGGGGUUAUCUUUCUAGAGAUCAUAAGUGGGAGAAGAAACUCUCACAAGGAAGAAAACAAUCUCAACCUUUUAGCUUAUGCGUGGAACCUGUGGAAUGAUGGGGAGGCUGCUUCUCUGGCGAAUCCAAUAGUCUUUGAUGAGUGUUUUGAGAAAGAAAUAGCCAAAUGUGUUCAGAUUGGUUUGUUAUGUGUGCAACAACUUGCAAACGAUAGACCGAAUGUUUCAAACGUGAUAUGGAUGCUAACUACCGAGAAUGCACACCUCCCUGAGGCAAAGCAGCCUGCGUUUAUAGCAAGAAGAGAAGUUUCUGUGGCUGGAUCUUCUGACCGGAGUAGUCAAAUGGUCACUAUCAAUGAUGCGAGUCUCACUGCUAUAACAGGACGUUAACCUCACAAAACCCAAUCUGUGUGUUUAUAUUAUGUUUUGAGAAUCUCCAUGUUUACAACCUUUAUUAUUCUGCUUAUGUUUAGUGAUUAGGAUUAAGAUUAGGAGAUGUAUUUUUAAGAAUUUAUGUCAGGUUCACUGACAACAUAUUUUGUAUUAUUAUUACCAGAGUUAAAACAACUUGUGUGAAACAAUA
This is a messenger RNA of Brassica oleracea var. oleracea, 2761 nucleotides long. RefSeq names its product G-type lectin S-receptor-like serine/threonine-protein kinase At1g11330. Gene Ontology annotation, biological process: protein phosphorylation; recognition of pollen. The record is from RefSeq and is a predicted model, not a curated record. Lineage: Eukaryota; Viridiplantae; Streptophyta; Magnoliopsida; Brassicales; Brassicaceae. Gene Ontology annotation, molecular function: protein serine/threonine kinase activity; ATP binding. The transcript is spliced from 7 exons. The coding region runs from base 121 to 2568 and encodes 815 amino acids.